Sapajus apella (tufted capuchin) is the source of this 1319-nucleotide messenger RNA. It is a transcript of the gene SDF2, whose product is annotated as stromal cell derived factor 2. Lineage: Eukaryota; Metazoa; Chordata; Mammalia; Primates; Cebidae. The record is from RefSeq and is a predicted model, not a curated record. The coding region runs from base 295 to 930 and encodes 211 amino acids. The transcript has 3 exons.
UGGGCGGGGCAUUUCUUGUUCUCUCUGCAGCUCUUGGGGGGGUUUCGUUAUGGGGGCGCGAAAGCUAGCCGAAGCGGCUUAGGAUGGCAGCUGUCACAGGGCACCCGGGACAGAGCGAGAGUUUCUUAAGGAACCAGGCCCAGCCGGUUUCUCCGGCCGCUCUAGCAAAAUAAACCAUAAAGAUCAGACUCGGGCUUCUUCACUUCCUUCUCUUCGUGGUUUCGCCUUCAGCUUCCGGUUCCGGGGAGGGGCCGAGUUUUCUUCGAAGAUUUGGGGCUCCGCAAUACAGCUAGGAUGGCUGUGGUACCGCUACUGUUGUUGGGGGGUUUGUGGAGCGCUGUGGGAGCGUCCAGUCUGGCUGUCGUUACUUGCGGCUCCGUGGUGAAGCUACUCAAUACGCGCCACAACGUCCGACUGCACUCCCACGAUGUGCGCUAUGGGUCAGGUAGUGGGCAGCAGUCAGUGACAGGUGUAACCUCUGUGGACGACAGCAACAGUUACUGGAGGAUACGGGGGAAGACCGCCACAGUGUGUGAGAGGGGAACCCCCAUCAAGUGUGGCCAGCCCAUCCGGCUGACACAUGUCAACACUGGCCGAAACCUCCAUAGUCACCACUUUACUUCACCUCUUUCUGGAAACCAGGAAGUGAGUGCUUUUGGUGAGGAAGGUGAAGGUGAUUAUCUGGAUGACUGGACAGUGCUCUGUAAUGGACCCUACUGGGUGAGAGAUGGUGAGGUGCGGUUCAAACACUCUUCCACUGAGGUACUGCUGUCUGUCACAGGAGAACAAUAUGGUCGACCUAUCAGUGGGCAAAAAGAAGUGCAUGGCAUGGCCCAGCCAAGUCAGAACAACUACUGGAAAGCCAUGGAAGGCAUCUUCAUGAAGCCCAGUGAGUUGUUGAAGGCAGAAGCCCACCAUGCAGAGCUAUAAAUCUAGAGGCUCUGAGCCACUGUUUGAACACAGUGUUCACAGACGUCAGUUGCUGCCUCACCUUGGUAUUCCUGCCACAAGUUCCUUGGUCAGUGGCCAUGUCACCAUUGAGAUGAAGACGUACAACAGAAAAUAGUGGCUGUGUUUGGAAGCUUCAGCCCUGCACACGUGAACUUCAUUCUCCCAGACUUGCAUGGGUCGGUUCUUUCUGAGUAGAGGACUUGCUGGUAAAGGGGCAGAUGUUUUUUAUUCAUACUGAUAAACUGAAGGGAGCAUCCCUCUUAGCUGAGAAACUUUUACUCCUCAGGAGCUUGGCAUCACGGACUGUUAAUGUGAUUUUUCCCCUAUUUUCUCUCUCCAAAAUGAUAAAAACAAUAAUUUUAUUAUUA